AUGAACGUUGUGGUUACAGGUGCUGCCGGCUUCAUCGGCUCUCGAGUCGCCGAUGUCUUAUUAAAAGACGAUUCACCAAUCAAAGUAUCAAAAUUGGUGUUAGUAGAUAGUUUACCCCCACCAGAGAGGAAUGAUAAACGUGUGACCUGCCUUGCACUUGAUCUAACUGAACCAAGCGCUAUAGAUAAAGUGAUUACUGCUGAUACAAAUAUCGUGUUCCAUUUAGCCGCUGUUGUUAGUGGACACGCUGAAGCAGAUUUUGACUAUGGAUUGAAGGUUAACUUCGAUGCUACACGGGCGCUGGUAGAAAGAGCACGUCAUGUAUCUUCAUCUAUACGUUUUGUGUUUUCAAGCACUUGUGGAGCGUUUGGUGGGGACCUUCCUCCCGUAGUCACUGAUGGAACGGCGACUACUCCACAAUCAACAUAUGGGAUAGCCAAAGCUAUGUGUGAAUUGCUACUGAAUGAUUACGGUCGUAAAGGAUUCGUGGAUACUCGCGUUGUGAGAUUGCCCACGGUGAGUGUACGAGCGGGUACAGCUAACAGGGCUGUAACAAGUUUUGCAAGUGGUAUCAUUCGUGAACCUCUGAACGGCGAAGAAGCGGUAUGCCCUGUGGACGAAGACUUGAAACUCUGGUUAUCCAGCCCGUACACAGUUGUUAGGAAUAUUGUACACGCAGCGACGAUAUCUCAAGAUGUUUUGGGGCCAUGGAGGGUGAUUAAUUUACCGGGAAUCUGUGUUUCUGUACGUGAAAUGAUACAAGCGUUGCGUGAGGUCGCCGGUAACAAGAUAGCUCAGUUGGUGCGUUUUGAACGUGACGAGCUAAUUUCGCGUCUUGUUAGCAGUUUUCCAAGUUUGUUUGAUAAUACUCGGGGAUUGAAGUUAGGUUUCUCCGUCGAUGAGAAUUACGCAGACAUCGUACGCUUAUACAUUCAGAAUGAUUUAAAAUUUAAUAAAUCUAUGUAAACGUGACGUUAGCCUUCAUCAUUGUAUGGAUUAAUACACG
Zerene cesonia (dogface butterfly) is the source of this 1006-nucleotide messenger RNA. RefSeq names its product D-erythronate dehydrogenase-like. The transcript has a single exon. Lineage: Eukaryota; Metazoa; Arthropoda; Insecta; Lepidoptera; Pieridae. The record is from RefSeq and is a predicted model, not a curated record. The coding region runs from base 1 to 966 and encodes 321 amino acids.